Molecule: messenger RNA, 1254 nt
Organism: Ochotona princeps (American pika)
Lineage: Eukaryota; Metazoa; Chordata; Mammalia; Lagomorpha; Ochotonidae
Gene: GRB2
Product: growth factor receptor bound protein 2
Exons: 6
Coding region: 258-911 (217 amino acids)
Molecular function (GO): protein binding
Source: RefSeq, a predicted model, not a curated record
GGCGGCGGCGGCGGCGGCGGCGGCGGGAGUGGACGCUGCGCUCCGGCAGCAGCAGCGAGGUCGGCGGCCGCUCGGGGCGCGGCGGAGGGGCGGGCCGGGCGCGGGCCGGGCAGCUGCGCCACGGGUGGCUUUGUGCAUCCCGGCGUUGGAAGUGAAUCCCAGAAGAGAGGCGAGGCUGAGCCCAGGGCUGGGCUGCUUCAGCAGGGAAGCCUCCCUCCCCCCUGCUUCAGGCUGCCGAGCACUGAGCAGCACUCAGAAUGGAAGCCAUCGCCAAAUAUGACUUCAAAGCCACUGCAGAUGACGAGCUGAGCUUCAAAAGGGGGGACAUCCUCAAGGUUUUGAAUGAAGAAUGUGAUCAGAACUGGUACAAGGCGGAGCUCAAUGGGAAAGACGGCUUCAUUCCCAAGAACUACAUAGAGAUGAAACCACAUCCGUGGUUUUUUGGCAAAAUACCCAGAGCCAAGGCAGAAGAGAUGCUCAGCAAGCAGCGGCACGAUGGGGCCUUCCUCAUCCGGGAGAGCGAGAGUGCUCCGGGCGAUUUCUCCCUCUCCGUCAAGUUUGGGAACGAUGUGCAGCACUUCAAGGUGCUCCGGGAUGGAGCUGGCAAGUACUUCCUGUGGGUGGUGAAGUUCAAUUCUUUGAACGAGCUGGUAGACUACCACAGAUCAACAUCUGUUUCCAGAAACCAGCAGAUAUUCCUGCGGGACAUAGAGCAGGUACCGCAGCAGCCAACCUAUGUCCAAGCCCUCUUUGACUUUGACCCCCAGGAGGAUGGGGAGCUGGGGUUCCGCCGGGGAGACUUCAUCCACGUCAUGGAUAACUCUGACCCCAACUGGUGGAAGGGGGCUUGCCACGGGCAGACCGGCAUGUUUCCCCGCAAUUACGUCACCCCUGUGAACCGGAACGUCUAAGCAUCCAGAAGAGCUUAUUUAAAGGAAGUGCGAACACACACAGCGGAGUGACCACCCAGAGGAAGUACUUGCUGCCCCGUCAGCCUGCGCUGGAGCGCAGGACCCCUAGCUGGGGCUUGGCGCCACGGUGACUCUCUUACUUGGGUUGGAACUUUGGGGGGAGGGAGGGGUGUUGGAUAUAAAAUUGCCAAAACUUACCUAUUAAGAAGAGUUUUUAUUACAAUUUUCACCACUGCUCCUGUUCUCCCCUCAUCAUUUUUUCGUCUUUUUUCUCCUGUCCAGUGCAUGACCUUUCAGGCCGCAUAUAGUCCUAGCUGAUGCCUAUAAUAAAAGAAAAGAAACC